GGAGUGUUCCAGUCUCGCUCUCGUUUACCCAACCGGAGGUGGAGCUGAGGCUUAGUGGAGUCGCACGGACACACUCCCUGAGGACAAGACUACAAUGGUAGGUGAAGAUUAUACUUCCAUAAGACACCGCCAGCCGAGUUCUACGGGACACGGGACCCCUGAGAAGAAUGAAAUGCAGAAGAGAUCUGAGGCAGAGAAGCCUUUCCAAAACUCAAGCAAUGGUUGGGUUGAUGUCGACCAUGGGAUAACAAAGAAAAUGCAGCUGACAGCAGAGGCUGAGGAGUUGAAGCCGGCAUUCAUGAAGGAGGUGGACAGUCACUUUACAGAGUUUGUGAACCGUUUGAUAGCAAAGUCUGUGCUUCUGGAAUCCUCCACAGCAACAUCCACCUUCCCUGUAGCUACCUGCUCAGAGAGAGACCUGCACAAAACCAAGGGCUUGAGAGCACCUCCAGAACAUGGAAAGCUCUUUACUGCUAGGAGGUCCAUCUUGGAUGAGCUGUUUGAAGUGAACCACAUCCGGACAAUCUACCACAUGUUCAUCGCUCUCCUCAUCCUCUUCAUUCUCAGCACACUUGUAGUAGACUUUAUUGAUGAAGGAAGGCUGGUGCUUGAAUUUGAUCUUUUGGUCUUCGCUUUUGGCAAGUUUCCUGUUGUCAUUUCCACCUGGCUCUGCAUGUUUCUGUCCACGUUCAUUUUACCCUAUGGCCUCUUCCUGCAGUGGGCCCAGGGCCACUGUUGUUCCUCCCACCGGAAAAUCCGCUCCCUCUUCUUCGGGAUGCUCUUCAUGCUCUUCCAAAGCAUCGGGCUUGGGCUUGGGCCAACGUAUGUUGCUGUGUCAUAUGCUCUACCUCCAGCCUCUCGGUUCGUUAUAAUACUUGAACAGGUUCGUCUAAUUAUGAAGGCUUAUUCAUUCAUUAGGGAGAAUGUUCCUCGGGUCCUGUCUUCAGCCAAGGAGAAGUCAAGCACCGUCCCAGUUCCCCAAGUUACCCAGUAUCUGUACUUCCUCUUUGCUCCCACCCUCAUCUACAGGGACAACUAUCCGAGGAAUCCCAUGAUAAGAUGGGGUUAUGUAGCUACCAAGUUUGCACAGGUGAUUGGUUCGCUUUUUUAUGCCUACUACAUCUUUGUGCGACUCUGCAUCCCUCCAUUUCGGAACAUAAGUCAGGAACCCUUCAAUCUGCGAGGGCUGGUCCUCUGCAUUUUCAAUUCCAUCCUGCCAGGUGUUCUGAUUCUCUUCUUGGUCUUCUUUGCAUUCCUUCACUGCUGGCUUAAUGCAUUUGCUGAGAUGCUGCGCUUUGCAGACAGAAUGUUCUACAAGGAUUGGUGGAACUCCACAUCGUAUGCAAACUAUUACCGAACAUGGAAUGUGGUAGUACAUGACUGGCUGUAUUACUACGCUUACAGGGACUUUCUGUGGUUCUUUGGUAAGAAGUUCAAAGCUGCUGCUAUGCUGUCUGUCUUUGCUGUCUCAGCUGCCGUACACGAGUAUGUCCUGGGAGUCUGCUUUGGUUAUUUUUAUCCAGUCCUCUUCUGCCUCUUCAUGUGCUUUGGAAUGGUUUUCAACUUCAUUCUUAAUGACCGUCGGAAAGGGCCCAUUUGGAAUGUGAUCAUGUGGACCUCUCUCUUCCUGGGCCAGGGUGUCAUAAUUUGCCUUUACAGUCAGGAGUGGUAUGCACAUCAGUAUUGCCCCCUGAAAAAUCCCACGUUCCUGGACUAUGUGAAACCACGUUCCUGGGAUUGUCAUAUUCAGAUUUAAAACCAUUAAA
Molecule: messenger RNA, 1766 nt
Organism: Emys orbicularis (European pond turtle)
Lineage: Eukaryota; Metazoa; Chordata; Testudines; Emydidae
Gene: SOAT1
Product: sterol O-acyltransferase 1
Exons: 16
Coding region: 95-1756 (553 amino acids)
Biological process (GO): cholesterol efflux; cholesterol homeostasis; cholesterol metabolic process
Cellular component (GO): endoplasmic reticulum membrane
Molecular function (GO): cholesterol binding; fatty-acyl-CoA binding; cholesterol O-acyltransferase activity
Source: RefSeq, a predicted model, not a curated record